AUGGAUGUAAAUUUUGACAUAACCACAAGACAAAAAUCAGUCUUUGGUUGUUUGCAAACAACACAUGCUCAAGAUUUUCUCCUUGCUAUCCCUAUUGACGGUCUAGAGAAAGACAUGUCUCCAGUAGAGUACCAUGUCAUCCUUAAAUACCUACUUAUGAUUCAUUUAUUUCCCAUUGAUGAGGUUUUCCCUGUUUGCUGCAAUACGUGCUUGGAUACAUUUGGGGAACACACUAUUUAUUGCAAGGAGCUUCCAGGAUUCAAAUACCGACAUGACUUUAUCAUGGAUAUCCUGUUUGAUAUAUUUAAAAGUGAAAGGGUAUAUAUGAAGAAAGAGAGGUCUAUGAAUUUCUUGACUGACCCACAUGAGGGAAGAUUGACUCUUAGGCCAAUAAUUUUAGUAUCUAGUUGUCAAGGAUAUGGGCACAAAGAGGAUGUUUCUACAAAUUUCUCACUGACGAUUUCUCUACUUAUUCCUCAAGAGGAACAUGAUUGCCUAGACCUCCUCCUUGAUUGUGAGGAGGAGUUUGAUGUAUCUUACUUUUCUGGUGAUUUGAAAAUCUCGAAACUAUAUCUUGUUGUGACACAGUUGGCUCGAGAAUGA
This is a messenger RNA of Lathyrus sativus (Indian pea), 603 nucleotides long. The record is from the annotation of a GenBank genome assembly. Lineage: Eukaryota; Viridiplantae; Streptophyta; Magnoliopsida; Fabales; Fabaceae.